Molecule: messenger RNA, 4512 nt
Organism: Cydia fagiglandana
Lineage: Eukaryota; Metazoa; Arthropoda; Insecta; Lepidoptera; Tortricidae
Product: phospholipid phosphatase 3-like
Exons: 7
Coding region: 130-1149 (339 amino acids)
Biological process (GO): phospholipid metabolic process; signal transduction; phospholipid dephosphorylation
Cellular component (GO): plasma membrane
Molecular function (GO): phosphatidate phosphatase activity
Source: RefSeq, a predicted model, not a curated record
CACGCGCACCGUUCGUGUGAAAUUUCCAUGAUCGUGUUUUGUUUUUGUGGAAAAACUCGACACUUUUGUUUUCAUAGCGUUAGUUUUUCCUCGGCGACUGUGUUUUGUUUUUAAUUAGUGUUUGUGAAAAUGGUGCGUAGUGCAAAAGUGUGGUUUGUGAGGCGCACCAAAGUGGUGCCUGAGCCGUCGGUGUAUAGUGUGCCUAUUGAUAUGUCUUCGACCUCUACGCUGGAUGUUGCCAAUUUGGAUGUGGUUACCGUCCCCCCGGCCCCCGCGGAGAUGCAGGCCCGGCACAGCUACUGGUGGCAUCUGCUCAUAGACCUACCCAUACUGCUGCUUGUGGCAGCAGUAUGCAUCCUUCUAGAAGUAGGCGCGAUCCCGAGCCGGCGGAGCGGUUUUACAUGCAACGAUCCUGCUCUCUCUUUCCCGCACGUGGGGGACACGAUCUCCCUCUCACUCGUCGGAGCUGUCACUGUCAUCGUGCCUUUUAUUAUUCUAUGGGCAGUCGAAACCUCUCUACACCGAGACGACGAAUACUCCCUCAAGAAGAGCAGACUAUCCACCAGCGCGAAAACCGCCGCCCUCAUCUACAAGGACUACAUAUACGGCGCCGUGUUCAAUCUGAUCAUAUUAGAGGUGAUCAAGUGUGUGGUCGGGUCUCCCCGGCCGACGUUCUUCGAGCUGUGCAAGCCAGAUAAAUUGGAGACUUGUGAGGGGUCGACAUACGUGACCCAAUAUAAGUGCACGUCGGACUACUCCCAGUACCAGCGAAUCGAUGCUAUCCGAAGUUUCCCGUCCGGACACUCUUCACUCUCUGUCUACUGCGGACUCUUUCUAGCGUGGUACCUCCAACGGCGUGCAUUCAGCUGGCACAGUCGCUCGGUGCUGAUCGUGCCACUGGUACAAGCCGUGUGCCUGGGUUACGCCGCGGUGUGCUCUUUGACAAGGGUGUCGGACCACAGGCAUCAUUGGUACGAUGUGCUAGCGGGCGCCAGUAUGGGGUUAAUCAGCGCUUUGUACACGGUACUAGUACUUUGCAAGAACUUCUCCCAACCAGCCGUGGUCAGCACCAGCGACAUCUCCAGCAGCGACGGAACCCACCACAACCCUGACACCAAGCUCCUGCCGAAUCGGGUCAUGAUGCCCUAGCCUCAAGCUGUGUAAGCGUGCUAAACGUGCGCCAGAGUACCCUACCGUGCCCUACUCGAAGCUGUGCACGCUUGCAAUGGACAAUCUCACCCCGGUUGGGGUUAUUGCGAACAUUAGUGAAUAUGUACAACAUGAUACUUAGUGUAGAAGAGUGUUCGGAAAAUUGACGUGUAGCAAUUUGAGUGUUAGUGUCUAAAGCGUACAAAUCAUAGUAAAUUUCUUAAGUGAGAUUUAGUGUUUGGGAAUUAGUAAAGGCCACUUUCAUCUUUCAUUUGUUUUAUGAUAUGACAUAUAUAAACAGAUGUGACAUAAUUUUCAAUCAAUGACAAUAGACAACGAAAGAAUGAUUACAAUACAUAUUAUUUUAAAUUAAUUCUAAUCUAAAUGCUUUUUAGUGACUUGAGUGAUUUUAUGAAAGACUUGCAAAAAAUUAAAAUAAAAGAGCACUGCGUAGAUAUAAUAGAGGACCACUAUAUUACCUAACUAAAUGAAUAAACCUGUUGAAACGUAACUUGUAUUUCGUCGGGUGACAAGCAAAAGUCACUAACUAACACCAUUGAAAUUAUCGGACAGUAAACCGUGUAAAAAAGUGCAUUGUUACUUCAAUUUUUUGAUAGUACUUAGUGACUUUUGCUUGUCACCCGACGGUUUGUGAUUUUUGGUAGUGCAUAACUCACUAAUUGUAAUCAUUUGGAUUUGAGACAAACUGUGUUUGCUUAAAACAUCAUUUUCUUAAUAAUCACAAGUUAUUGAAAGUUCUGAAUAAAUAUCUAUAGUUACUCAUUGUUAUGUAGAACUUUUGUCUUGAUCUACAAAGGUAAAUUAUAUCAUUCAAAAUCAAUCAAUGUAGUGUGAACUUUUUGACAUUAAUUAACGUAUUUGUUAAAGUCAAAAAGUACAGAUAAACAAGACUGUCUUAAUGCAUUUAAGACGUUAUACCUAAAUCGUUUAAACUCAUUUCUUUUUUUUUCUAAAAAAACACUUGAGGCUUAACGACUAACUAGAGAAUGACUAAAAAAAUAACAUUUAGAGAACUGUGCCCAUAGCUUAGAUAAUCUUGUUAUUUUGUGAAUUUUUUUAGCAAAAUUACGGAAAAAAGGUCAACGAAAGUCGAAAAAAGUAUAUGCGUCUGAUUAUAUUAUAUCGUGAGAUUAUAGAAGACUUCGCUCUGUUUUUAUCUUACAGUGCGUACUUCUACCAUAACGUGGGGCUAAUGGAAUUUUAAAAAUCAUAGGAGUUGAGUACAAAUUUUCUAUACUUUACGACGUGAAUGAAUGUGAAACACGUAUGUAUCUGAAAGUGAUUAAAUGAGUAUAUAAUGAUGCGAAAUUGGGUCUCUGAUGAUUUUUAUAGAUCAAAGUAGCCCCAGGAUCCGAACUAACCCCUCUCGAAGACGUAUUGUAAAAUGUCUUUAAAGUAAAGAUUUAAUACCAGUGAUGUUUCGUUUAGGUAAAUAAUAAAAAUAUAAAUCGUUAGAAAUAAGAUAUCUGCCAGCAUCCAUCUUGUUUCAUAGAAUUAGAUAUACUUAAAUUCUUUUAAAAGACCAUUUAGUGUUAAAAUGUUAGAAGGCAUUUAUGCUAAAAAAUACAAAAUUCGCAAAAAAAUGUACCAAAACCAUUCUAAAAAAACUGUUUAAAUCCAUACCUGUGCAUACUCAGGCUACGAACACUAAAGUGAUGGCAAGUAUUAAAGUUUUUUAGCUUAACCUCUAGCCACCCAGAGACCUAUAAAAAGGUCCCCUAUUCCAUUCUAAUUUGAACUCUGUGUUGACAAAAUAAAAUUUCUUUUUGCUUGGCAAGGUUUGACGUAUGGGCGGCUAGAGGAUAAGAGACACGAUAUUCGACAUGUAUGAUAUUGAACCUGUUUACAGUAAUACAGGAUUUCUAAUAGUUACCUAAGCAAAUGCAUAAAUAUACUUAUGUCAAUAAAAUUUAAUAAUAAACAUCGAUUAGUAUUCGUGUCCCGAAUUAGCACAACUAUGGUCAUAUGUAAAUCGCUGUUUAACCUUUUAACCGCCGAAGACUGAUAUAUAAGACAAACUAAAUCGGGCUCAUUUCGCCGCGGUCUCAUAAAAAAUAAGACAAAAUUUCGUGUAACUACGUACCGCCGGUGAUACGAGCACGCUCGAUGAAAAAUUAUAUGGCGGUUAAAAGGUUAAAAAAACACAAGCUAGCUCUCCUAGCACUACGCUAUACGUUGAUGCUUCAAAGCAAUUAGUGAUAGAUUUCUGUAAGCAACCGUCUACUUAUAUUAACUUAUUAAUUAUAUUUAAUUGUUUAACAGACAGUAUUUACUGUACAGUACCUGUCUAGUCGUAAGUUUAAAAUCGUACCCACCUAGAGUUAAUUAGUUACACAUAAUUAUGUACUGCGUUUAUGAAGUCAAAGUUAAAAAUGUCUACACUUUUAACAGAUAUCUUUAAAAAAUGAAGAAGAAACUACUACCUUCCAGAUCAUAUAUGACAUGACAGUGUUCGUGCUAAAGUGUAUAUAUUUUUGAUCUUGACUUUUUAUACAUUUAAGUCAGGACUAUUUAGAAUUAUUUUCGUAGUGGUAAUACUUUUUUUUAAUUUAGAAUUUGCCACUGAAGCUUUAGUGCAGGGAAUAGAGUCGAUUAUGGUUUUGUUUGAAAACUGAACGAAACAAAACAAAUGCUACUCUGUUCCAAUUGAAUAAGAUUUAAAUUUCAUCGAACUGAAUAAGUACUAUAGGUAGGACCUUGGGACUUAAGAGGAUACAUUAAGUUGUAAAAACAAAUACAUGAAAAGAAAUUACAAGUAUGUAAUGGUGAAAUCCUUAGAGUUCUUUAUGUUACAAUCGAAAUAAGAUUGCUAGCUGCAUAUUCAUAUCAUUGCGUGGGGCUAUUCGAAACACCUGAAGCUAUUUAAGAACUUUUUCUUUUUAUCAGCCUAUAAAUGUGCCCCACUGCUGGGCAAAGGCCUCCCCCCUUUCCCGCCAUUUGGUCCUAUCCAUCCUAUUAAAAAAAUAAGAGUAUAAAGAUUCGAGGUUUAUUUUGUACCAUAGAAAAGGUUAAAACAAUUACUUUAUACUUAUUAUAAAUUAUUUGUUCCAUUACGAUACUGUAAAACAGUUCGACUGUGUUCCAGACAGCCCCACCGCUCUAAUAUUUAUUUUUGGGUAUAUUUGACAUUAUGUUUUAAUUGUAUGACCACUACGAAAAAACGAGUUGUCCUUGUCUAAACUCUGUUAUAUUUUUAUUUAUUUUGAAUAUUGACAUUCUGACAUUCCCGGCAUUUAAAUGGAGAUUAGUUAAUGUUAUUUUUAAUUUUGUAAAUAUUAGUUUUAAGCGUAGACUGUGUUUGAUCGUAUGCUGUCUUUGAGUAAUUAAUAGACAAUCUUUAUU